UACCAUAUAACAAAAUCCUAAAAUUCCGUGCACUGUAGAUUAAAAGUAAACUAAAACAAAAAUCAAAUUGAUUUCAGAUUUUGCGACUUUCUUUGUGGAAAUUUACAGCUUUCCGACCUUGCGGUUUCAAGACGAUUCUAUUUUUUUUUCUCCUUAGUAAUCGAUUGAAAAUGGACGACCGAAUACAGCGCCACCAAUCAAUGCGAGCGGCAACUCAAAUGACAUUGGAGACACGAAAAACGGUAUCACCCUAAAGCCAUUCCGAUGCAAACUAAAUGCUAUCACAUUUCAAUGGAACGAUGCAGAAAUCAAAUGGAAAUUCAUUUCUCGUUUUUAUUCAUCUGAUUCAAUGAUUGGAAAUGGUUUGAUUUAAUCUGUAAUAAGCAUCAAGUGAAACGAACUCUGUUUAACGUACAAAUAUUUGAGUUGUUACCAACACCGAUGAUGCUCACACAUACCAUCAUAUGCUUCGAACUACAUACGCACACACACACACACACACACACACACACACACACAAACCGCAAUCGAUGGAGAUUAAAUGACCAAUGACAUUUGGAGAGAUAGAACGAACUUCGUGAGACUGUACAAAUACACGAAAUCGUAAUGUCAAAAUAAUUGCAUUUACGCAAAGAAGUGAAAACAACAUUUACCAAAGUUUGAUUGCAUUUUUAUGCGUCUUAUCAUUUUGUUGCGAAUAAAUAGAAUUUGCUCACAAAAUUCAUGCAACCAAGUACGAACGCAUUGAAUGUCUGAAGAAAACAGUGUUAGAUGAAACAAAGAAAUCACUAAACAACACAAUGGAUGCUUAAAUUGGCUUCAGGAGGGAAUUUCAUUCGCCAUUAAAUUGAUCAAAUUCAAUGUGAUUUAUUUUUAACAAUAAUAAUAAUAAGUUGAAUGUUAUUAAUUCGGGGAAGCCCUGGGUAAAAUGAGUGAUUUGGAUGAAAAUCUAACAUCAAUAUUGAGUUCGCUUAUCGACACCGAUGGCAUUGAAGCACCAAAUACGGGUGAAUUACCGGAUAAUUCGUCGUUUACUGAUAGUCGGCUGGAUUUUGAUAACCUGGCCAGUUGUAUAACCGGCAAUGACGCAAGUCUACAUCAGGAUAGUGAUGAGAAUGUUUCAAGUUUACUUGAAAGCCACUUGAAUGAGUUAUCGCAAGUGGAAAAUAGCACAGAUAUUACUGAUUCAACAGCAGAGAACUUGGACGAUGUGACGCCAUUCGAUUUGGAUAAACCCAUUGAAUCAUUGCUUGAAACUACUUCGGCUGAAUUCAUAUCACAAGAAUGUCCUGAAACGCAAAAUUCUCUCACCGAAAAAGUCCUCAAUUCACAGAUCAUAUCCACCACUUUAAACUCACCUUUAAAUGAAACAGAAGAGAUUUUUGAAGAUGCAUAUCAUCGUUCAUCAAAUGGAAACUCGAAUGGAAAAGAUAACAUUGAUUCCACAAGUCAGUCAAAUAUUGAAUACAAUUCACCUUCCAGUCAAAGCCAUGGAGCAUUUAAUGCUGAAUCAAAUGAAAUACAGACUCUGAACGAACUCAAUGAAAUCGAAACCAGUCAGAUACCAGACAUUUUCGAACCAAAUUCGGAUGUCGAAAAUCAGGGAGCUGAAAAUCAAUCAUGUUCAGGCGAAGAGGGGCCAUGUGAAAUGAUCACUGCUGAUGAAAUUGUAAGUGAAGUUUCGUCAAAGGAUGCGAUUUCGAAAAACGAGGUCAAAAAACGUCGGAGGAUACUGGUUUAUAAUGAUGGCAAUAGUGGCGGUAGCGAACUUGAAGAAGAACGUGAACGAUUGUUACAAUCAAAAUCACCGACACCUUCGAAUCAUUCGGCUGAAUUGGGCGAGAAUGAAAAUCAAAUUGAUCAAUUCAAUAACGAAGACUCAAAUCACUUGUAUAAUAACUACAUUCGCGAUCCAAACGAAAAACCUGGUCCAAAAUCAAAGAAACAAAGCACUCAUCUUUAUAAUGCGCUUAAAGCAAAAGCUCUACUCGAAUCGGCCAUCGUAAUUCCCGCACGUAAAAAGAAGAAGAAACGAGUCAUUGACAGUGACGAUGAGUACAGUGACUCUGCCUUAAAUCAACCAAUUGCCAGCGUCGAUGAUAUCGGUUUAAUUUCUGAAGACAAUAAUAUUCAAUCGUUAUUCAACGUGUCCAUAGAAUUUGAACAAAACAGUUCAACUGUCUACGUUAAGAAAGAAUAUGAUGCUGAUUUGAAACCGAUCAUCUCCAAGUUAUGCCUGAAAAAUGAACUUGAUGACGAACGAGCCAAGGAUGAUGUUGUAAUUGAACCAGCUUUUAUUAAAGUCGAGCCGUUAUGCAGAACAACAACCCAAGUUAAGAUAGAAAAACACAAUGCCAACAACAAUCGGCGAUCUCAUAAGAGGAAGGAGCCCAAAGACAUUUUUGGCAUAUCUCUUAACGCGCCAUAUGUUGAUUCAUCAAGUGAUGAAGACUAUUUUCUAGCAAAUUCGACGAGCAGUAGGAGGCAUCAGCACAACCACACACAACAUUGGGGUAACAAGAUGUAUUUAGCGAAUCAACGAAAACAGAAAGGCCAUAUUCCAGAUGAUGUUUAUUUUAACGCAAAAGUUCCGUUGCAUGUUUUAUAUUCUUAUGACGAAUCAUCAUCGGAUGAUGAAAAGAAUGAGUUCCCCGUAAUGCAUUCAGUGCAAUCGCAAAAAACUUUCAUCCAACCGACAAAGCGAACGCUUAACAAAAUGCCGCCGGUUCAUAAAAUCAUAUCGCGACCAUUGUAUGGAAAGUCGACUUCAGGAAAAAUUGCUUCAAAACAGCCUGAUCGACCGGCCAAACAAAAGAAUAGUCAGCCAGCUUCAAAACCAACGGUCUUUGAACAAUUGGAUAAACUGAAACGAUUACUAAGAGCCUCUGGAAUCAAAAAGAAUUUGAAUGAAUUGCUGAAAGGUAGUAAAACUUUUCAAGAGCGAUGUGAUCGGAUUCGGAGUCUGCUGCAUCGCAAUGGCAUCGAAGGCGAACCAACAAUAGCGAAAUGCAGAAGAUUGAAAAAACAAUUGAAAUUGAAAGAAGAAAUCGCUGGACUGGAUCCAAAUGUGAUAAUCGAAUCGAAACAAGACGAAGGUCGACCGAAACGUUCGACGCGAAUGGCGACCCGAAGGAAUUACGUGUUUGACGAGCCGACGGAAACUAAAAACCAACAACAAUUACAGCUGCAACCAAUGGCAAAAAUAGAAGAUACUAGUACUUUGCAACUAUUGCAAAAUAUGAAAGAAUUCAUUGAUAGUGACUCGGAAUACGAGGCCGAAGAACACAAUCAGAGCAGCAAUAACAUUGAUCCUGCAAAUAUGGUGGAAACAAUCAUCAGUACAAAUGAUAUAGACGCUCCGCCCGAUCAAAUUUUAACUAUUGCGCAGUCAACACAAGAGCUGCAUCCAGUUGAAACAGCUGUCGAGAUGACACCUGUAAAUCCACAAUGUACAAUCACAUUACAACCACUGUAAUACGCAAUCAUUUAUUUUACGAACUAAAUCCAAACAUUUGCUAUGCAUCACACUAGUUUUAACGCAUUUUUUUUGUAAUCGUUUAUACAGCAUUUUGUAAGAUAUUAUUCAGAUUGUAAAUUUUCGUAUAGAUCGUUUAUGUAUGAAAAUGAGGUCUUUUGCCACGUUUUUGGUGAAUGAAUUAAAUUCAAAUAUUGAUUUUUGAAGAUAA
Sitodiplosis mosellana (orange wheat blossom midge) is the source of this 3686-nucleotide messenger RNA. RefSeq names its product MATH and LRR domain-containing protein PFE0570w-like. The transcript has 7 exons. Lineage: Eukaryota; Metazoa; Arthropoda; Insecta; Diptera; Cecidomyiidae. The record is from RefSeq and is a predicted model, not a curated record. Bases 929 to 3475 code for a protein of 848 amino acids.